AUGGAUCCAGAGAAUGAUACAAGAAUUUUGGAAUUUCUUCUAUUGGGAUUAUCAGAGGAACCAGAACUACAGUCCCUCAUAUUUGGGAUUUUCCUCUCCAUGUACAUAAUCACUGUGUGUGGGAACCUGCUCAUUAUCCUGGCCACCAUCUCAGACUCCCACCUCCACACACCCAUGUACUUCUUCCUCUCCAACCUGUCAUUUGUAGACAUCUGUCUCAUCUCCACCAUCAUCCCAAAGGUGCUGGUGAACAUCCAGACACAGAGCAAGGUCAUCACCUACAUAGGCUGCAUCACCCAGAUGUUCUUUCUCAUACACUUUAUAGUGUUAGAUGGCUUCCUCCUGUCCACGAUGGCUUAUGACCGUUAUGUGGCCAUCUGUCACCCCCUGCACUACACAGUCAUCAUGCACCCCUUGCUCUGUGUGUUGCUGGCUCUGGGGUCCUGGAUCAUGAGUGCCCUGCAUUCCUUCUUACAAACCUUUAUGACAUUGCAGCUGUCCUUUUGUAUACACACCGAUAUCCCCCACUUUUUCUGUGAAUUUAAUCAGGUGGUCCACCUUGCCUGUUCUGACACCUUUAUUAAUGACAUUGUAAUAUAUUUUGGAGCCACACUGCUGGGUGGUGGAACCUUCGCUGGGAUGCUUUAUUCUUACUCUAAGAUCGUUUCCUCCAUACGUAAAAUCUCAACAUCUCAGGGGAAGUAUAAAGCCUUUUCCACCUGUGCCUCUCACCUCUCAGUUGUCUCCUUAUUUUAUUGUACAAGUCAAGGAGUGUAUCUUAGUGCUGCUGAUAAUCAAAAUUCACACUCAAGUGCUACAGCCUCGGUGAUGUACACUGUGGUCACCCCCAUGCUGAACCCCUUCAUCUACAGUCUGAGGAAUAAAGACAUAAAGAGGGCUCUGAGAAAACUCAUUGGGAAAGAAACUACUUAG
Molecule: messenger RNA, 933 nt
Organism: Tupaia belangeri chinensis (Chinese tree shrew)
Lineage: Eukaryota; Metazoa; Chordata; Mammalia; Scandentia; Tupaiidae
Product: olfactory receptor 7A10
Exons: 1
Coding region: 1-933 (310 amino acids)
Biological process (GO): G protein-coupled receptor signaling pathway
Cellular component (GO): membrane
Molecular function (GO): G protein-coupled receptor activity; olfactory receptor activity
Source: RefSeq, a predicted model, not a curated record